UUGACGUUGCUCGCAUGCCGAUCACAACUCUAUAAAGAAAUCAUUGAACCAUUGAUCAUUAUUUCGGAAUCCUUUCGUUCCGCAUCCAAGAAACAGCUCGCAUCCGAAACAUGCGUUCAACCUCACUCGUUUUCACCUUGGCCACCGCAAUCACUGCAUCAGCGCCUGACAAUUCUCCCCAUCACAAUAAUCUGCAACCGAGGCAGAUAGCGGGAGAUGCAGAAUCAGGAGAUUGCUCAGGAUAUGCGUUGAAUCGAGGGACUUGGGCUGAGCUGGGAAUCGACAACUAUCUUUUGCAUUACCCUGGCGGGCAAAACCUCACACUCUUUGAUUACACUCGCUCAUUAAACGUCUUGAAUUUCGACUGUGGAGUCGGUAGAAUGUGCUUGGCUGGACAGCUUUGUCAUCCUGUGCGCGGUCGGGAUUGGGUGGUCUUAUCCGCCGUACAAGAGUGGAACUUUUACAUCAAUUCUAUGUAUGAUGCUAUUGCUACUGCCAUGGGUAUGGUCCAAGGCACCUCCGCCUCAAUGGUAGCCGACCUUUUGCCCGAGGGUGACGACAAGAAAAAUCUGAUCAACCUGACGAUUGGCCUUGUAUCUUUGAGUGGAGUGAUCCUACUCGCAUUCACCGCCACGCUCAUCGUCCCCAUACUGUGGAGAUUACUUGUUACGAUCUGGAACGCCGCCGGAAUCGCUUUGUCGUCGGUCGGUACCGCCGUAGCGGGUACUUGGGCGUACCUCACUACAUCCGGAGCAGAACUCGCUGCAGCAGAGACAUCCGAGGUCGCGGCUACUGCUGCCACCACCGCUGCAACAAGAGAAGGUGAAGAGGCUGCAGUGGCGGCGUCGUUGAAAACAACAGACGAAGCUUUGGUGAAGGGCGCAGCAACAGGGCAAGUUACUUGAAACUCUUUUGCUUCGCCAUCACUUCCGCUGAAUUGUCUUGUCUUUCCACCUUUGUAGGGGACUACAAAAGCGUAGUCCGA
Puccinia graminis f. sp. tritici CRL 75-36-700-3 is the source of this 985-nucleotide messenger RNA. RefSeq lists its product as uncharacterized. The record is from RefSeq and is a predicted model, not a curated record. Lineage: Eukaryota; Fungi; Basidiomycota; Pucciniomycetes; Pucciniales; Pucciniaceae. The transcript is spliced from 5 exons. The coding region runs from base 111 to 905 and encodes 264 amino acids.